UUUCUCGUCUCCCUUUUGUCUAAGUGCAUGUUUACAAUGGUCUCCACCUGUUUGCUGAAUUGCCCCAGAGAUAUGUCUCUUGUGUAAAAAUGCAAAUAAAGUAGAUACUUUUGACGCAGCGAAACGGUAGAGAGUCUGGUGUAAAGAAAUUGAAGUAUCAUUUAAUCAAUCUCUUCCCAACCUGCAGGGUAUAACGAUCUAUAUUAUACACACAGUCACACACACACAUAUAAUUCCACCAGCGUGUCGCAGUUCUAACUGCCCAGUUGGGAUCGAGAAACGUGUCAACUUUAGACUCAAAAUAUACAUGCAUAUAUUCAUGCUCAUCCUGUGACGUAUAGGCAUACCUUAUAACCUCACCCAAAAAUUCAUUUUUGUGCCCGUCUUUCACUAGUUCACAUCCGCUGAAGCAAUCUCAUCUUAUGGAGAAACUCUCUCGGCUUCAAGUCAAAUCCAAAUUUGAGCAACAAAGCUAUUGGUAGCAGAAAUGUUUUCCAGACGAGUAGGAAACGGCAUACACAAAUAUGUUGCAAACUUAAACAGAUUGAAGCAUCCCUGUGCCUUGUUCUCAUCUGGGUCGAGUUACACAGAUUUGCCAAGGAAGCUCAAGUUGUCUGAGCGGAAGCCGUGGGUGACGAGUGUUAACGAACUCAAGCGUAAAGCCAGAUUGGAAAAUGAAGAGAGGCUGGUGGUGAGAGAGGUUACUCUAAGUCCUCCGGAAAAUGGUUUGUUGGUCAAAGAAUUAGUGCCAAUUGCUCAUGAGGUUUUUGCUGCCAGAGCCCAGUUAUUGGCUUGCGUUUCGAGGGUUGCCAUGAGCAUUCCUGUUUAUUCAUGCAGCUUGUGUGGAGAAGUUCACGUAGGUCAUCCUCCACAUAAGAUCAGAACAUGCAAUGUCAUAGGUAGCCAAGCAAGCAAAGAGCACAUGUGGAGUAAAGGUGGAGCAGAACAUGUCUUGCCUCGUGUGGAGUCUUUUCAUCUGUAUGAUAGGUUGGGGAGAGCUGUUACACAUAAUGAGCGGCUCCUAGUCGAUCGGAUUCCAGCAAUUGUGGAAUUAUGUGUUCAAGCAGGUGUGGACAUCCUUGAGUACCCAACAAGAAGAAGGGAGUUCCCUGUUUACUUUGUUGCUGGGAGGAUGAUAGAUUUUGAACGGAGGUUUCCUAAGGAUGAUUCAUCAGUAAAAGAGAUCAAAACAGAUGGGUUUUGGGAGAAUAGAAAGAAGUCAAGUCAAGAUGAGGAAUCUUUAAAUUUGCCAUAUGAUGAUAUACAAGGUUUUGCUGUGCGAGGCAUGGUAGCAUGGGAGAAAAUGCGAUCUGGGGCUACUAGACUCAUGAAAAAAUAUGCUGUCCAAACAUGUGGAUAUUGUUCUGAAGUCCAAGUGGGGCCUAAGGGUAAUAGAGUGAGGCAGUGCCAAGCAUACAAACACCAGAUGAGGGAUGGACAACAUGCUUGGCAGGAGGCAACGAUUGAUGAUCUGGUUCCUCCAGUGUAUGUGUGGCAUGUACGAGAUCGCCAGGAUGGUGGGCUGAUGGUGGAUAGUUUGAAGAGGUAUUAUGGAAAGUUGCCUGCAGUGGUGGAGUUGCUUGCACAAGCUGGAGCCCAUGUGGGAGAAAAUUACAGUAGUCUGAUGAGGGAAGAUGUUGCAGUGCCUGGAUUGGAUGAAGAAAAGUGGGUUGUAUGAAACUUCAAAUCGUUAAGUUUCAUGCAUUUGUCAAAUUCUGGGAUAUGUUGAGCAUUAUGUAGCUUUGGUUUCUAAGUAAGGGCAAUUGGAGUUGAUAUGUUGGAAUGCCUUGGCAUGUAUUUGUGACGAUGACUAUGGCGAGUGAGUGCAGGCAACAACUAGGAGCAUAUGACCAAGUUCUUUUUGCAUUGUGGAAAAGAGAAGUGGACCCCAACGUGUUUUGUACAUAAUAAUAAUUCCUUCAGUUGUAUUUUUUUUUUUUUUUUUUUUUGAAAUAUUAAAUUUUACCAAACAUAAGUUUUGGUUUAAAAAGGGGUGCAACACCAGAACUUUUCAAGGGUCACCCAUUCUAAUACUAUUCUCAUUCAAACUCAUUUAAUUGCGGAGUUCUGAUGAGAUCCGGUGCGUUAGUGCUGGUAUGAUCGCACCCCAGUUGUAUUUAUUUAUUGAUUACUUCUGGAUGGUGAAGUUUUUAGUGUA
Molecule: messenger RNA, 2158 nt
Organism: Cornus florida
Lineage: Eukaryota; Viridiplantae; Streptophyta; Magnoliopsida; Cornales; Cornaceae
Product: APO protein 3, mitochondrial-like
Exons: 4
Coding region: 488-1678 (396 amino acids)
Molecular function (GO): RNA binding
Source: RefSeq, a predicted model, not a curated record